Messenger RNA from Magallana angulata, 6914 nucleotides. RefSeq names its product mitogen-activated protein kinase kinase kinase 15-like. NCBI's taxonomy places the organism in Eukaryota, Metazoa, Mollusca, Bivalvia, Ostreida, Ostreidae. Gene Ontology annotation, biological process: protein phosphorylation; MAPK cascade. Gene Ontology annotation, molecular function: ATP binding; protein kinase activity. Bases 126 to 4187 code for a protein of 1353 amino acids. The transcript has 41 exons. The record is from RefSeq and is a predicted model, not a curated record.
GGAAGAAUGCUUGGAAAAUAGUCGAAAUAGUUGAGGUGUGCAUGCUCGUCGUAUGCCUCAGGCCAUCAGGCGAGGCUAAAACGCAUGUCUGUGUGUCAUAAAGCGCUGCUUUUCUGUUACUGAAAAUGUCGAAACCAAAGAAAGACAUGAAGGUGGUGUCUAUAGUGGACAGUUGGGGUAGAGUGUCAUCACAAGGUGGGGAGCCCAAGGUAUCCACCACAGCCUCAGGGACCCUACAAGAAUCCCGUCAGCUGGCACUGUGUGUCAUCCAGAAAGUGUGUCGGAGCUUGGAGGCGGAGCUUGAGAAUGUCCAGUUUGAGAAGCUGGACUUUGGAGAGACCUCUGUCCUGGACCUAUUUUACAAUGCGGACGUGGUCAUCGUGGACAUGAGUAUCCCCGUCCAGCAGUCGGCCCUGUUCUAUCACAUCGGGGUCCGGCAGAGCAUGGAGAUGAAAUUCAAUAUUGUACUCCAUUAUGAUGUUGAUCCUGAACAGUCUCUGGCACUCAGGCUGUCCUGUGGUAACAAUGUGCUGUUUUUCCCGUACUUGGUCGACAACAAUAAGACGUGUGUGGUGGUGGAGAACUCCACCCUCCCCCAGAACUGCUGUGUCCACCCAGAGAAAGGACAGCAGUCCCUGUUUGUACAGCUCAAAAAGAAGCUCAGUGAAAUGGAGAAGGAAAAUACGGUUCAUAUAAAGGAGAGGUUCCUCAAUGACUUACGCAAGGCCAGGGACCAGUACAAGGGAGAGGAACUAGUCAAGGUAUUGGAGGCCAUGAGGACGCGGCUGGACGACCCCCAACUGUUGUGUGUGGAGGUGGUGAUGAAUAUGCUCAUUUCUCUGAGGGAGACACAGAAUUAUGAUGCCAUGGUGAAGCUUGUAGAGGACCUAGAGCAAAUUCCUCAAAACAAGAUCACUGGACAGUUCUGUGUGAUGUACUAUUACGCAUUCGCUCUAAACAGGAGAAAUAGAGAUAGAGACAGAAGCAAGGCUCUCAAGGUCAUCUUAGAGGCGAUUCGUCAGACGGAGAACCCUAGCCCGGACAUGCUGUGUCUGUGUGGGCGUAUCUACAAGGACCUGUACAUAGACUCGGACUACACGGACCGGUCAAUGCUGGACAAUGCUGUACAGUGGUAUAGGAAGGGUUUUGACAGACAGCCCAACGAGUAUGCAGGAAUCAAUCUAGCGACACUCUUAGUUAUCUCAGGCAAAGAUUUUGCUUCCUGUUCCGAGCUUCAGAGAAUUGGUCUGGUACUGAACAAUUUGAUCGGGAAGAAAGGAAGUUUGACAUCCCUGCAGGAUUACUGGGACGUCGCCACGUUUUUCGAGAUCUCUGUGCUGGCACAGGAUUAUGGGAAGGCCGUGCAGGCAGCAGAGUGCAUGUUUAGACUGGAACCCCCAAACUGGUACCUCAAGUCUACUGUGGGUAACAUUGCGUUAAUCAUGAGGUUCAAGAAGAAAACACCUAGCUAUUCCAAAGAGCUCCAGCUGUUUAAUUUCUGGAUGGAGUUUUUCGCCGAGGCCUGUAAGACGGACCCCAAGGAGCUAACCAGCAGCUCCUUCCCUGUGUUGGUACAGGAGCCGACCAAGGUGUUGAUGCCGAGCUACGUCCAAAUAAACUGGGACGAGGAAACGAAGGAAGUCCGGCUGUGGCACGAUUACCCCGAGUCUGACUGUUGUAAGGACCAUGAGUGGACGUUCCCCGCCACCACCAUCAAAGGAGUCAGUUUAUAUAGAAGAGACUGCCGCGCCGUGUUUCUGUAUGUCCAGGAAAACUCGGACGAUUUCCACAUCUACUUUUCCUCAGAACUACAGAGAAGACAGUUCUAUAAGACGGUGUCUGACAUGAUAAAGGACCAGGCGGACAGUCAGGUCUUUGACGAGUCCGUGGACGAGUAUGACUCGAUAGAGUACCAAUAUGAACUGGACGAGAAGAACCAGCGCGUGGUGUUGGGGCGGGGCACGUUCGGUACGGUGUACGCAGCCCGUGACACUAAAACACAAGUCAGGAUCGCCGUCAAGGAAAUCCCAGAGAAAAACACACAGGAAGUGCAGCCUCUUCAUGAAGAAAUCAAGCUGCACAGUCGACUCAGUCACAGAAACAUCGUCAAAUACCUGGGCUCUCUCAGCGAGGACGGCUACUUCAAGAUCGUCAUGGAACAAGUGCCAGGAGGAAGCCUGUCAGCUUUGUUGCUGUCCAAGUGGGGCCCCCUGAAGGAUAAUGAAACUACGAUAGCUUACUACAGCAAGCAGAUCCUGGAGGGCCUCAAGUACCUGCAUGACAAUAAGAUUGUACACCGCGACAUCAAGGGAGAUAACGUCUUGGUAAACACGUACAGCGGCCUCCUGAAGAUCUCAGACUUUGGUACGUCCAAGCGACUCUCCGGAAUCAACCCCUGCGCCGAGACGUUUGCUGGUACGAUACAGUACAUGGCUCCUGAGGUGAUAGACAAAGGUCUCCGUGGUUACGGACCACCGGCAGACAUUUGGUCGCUGGGCUGUACUGUGAUAGAAAUGGCCACGGGGAAGCUACCGUUCAUAGAGCUGGGCAGUCCAGAAGCGGCCAUGUUCAAAGUCGGCUUCUACAAAAUGCAUCCAGAAAUUCCUGACACCAUGUCGGAGAACGCCAAAGACUUCCUGCUCAAGACCUUUGAACCAAAACCAGAACUAAGAGCUCGAGCCGAGGAUCUGCUGAAGCAUCCUUUUAUUGUAGAGACACUGGCCAAGAAGAAGAAGAAGCGAGCCAGUGACGGGGAAUAUCUACGCAGUAUUUCUAUGCCCACAGGCCAAGAGGGACAGUUCCAGCACAAAACCACAAUGCAGCUACAGCUACCAAAGAAAAAGAGGGAGCCCAAAUCUCCAGCCUCCAGCAUAGGCAGUAACGAUACGAUGGAUCUGGAUGAUUAUGACACGGCCGAGGAGAAAGAUAGAGAAAUUGAUCUUAAGUACCACAGAUCACGUAGUGUUCACACCGGAUUUCUGGCCAUGGACCGAGCAGACAGGAAAAUAGAUCUAGUUUUCCGUAAACGGGCGGGAUCGGACAGCAAAUUCCUGGAGAGGGGGAGGUCACCAUCGCCACUCACUCGAUCCCCCUCGCCUAUGGUUCUGGAGGGGUUGACCUACAGUUCUGAUGCAGGGAGUUCGGGUAUGUCUGGGAGCUCGAGUAUGCUGAAUCUGUCGCCGGACAUUGGGGACAUGGAUCACAACUCCCACGAUUCCUCAGGACUGGGCGGGUUCUAUCUGCUGAGGAAAGACUCGGAGCGUCGCAUCACGCUGGUUCACAUCCUCACCAAAGACAUGGAACAGAUUUGUGAGACCUGGCUUCAGUUCUUACACAAGGAUGCCACAAUAUCCAACCCCAAGCUCUGUGUGGAACAUUUACGAUGGAUGCUGGUCAGUCUAAAGAACUACAUCUCGGAUCCCAACUGUAAACACUGCAUCAAGGACACCCUCGAACAAUUGCGGCAGGCGGUGGACUUUGAUGCAGCAGCUUUGAUGGAGAUUCAGCUAGCCCUCUAUGUGUUCCAUGAAGCAGUCAGUAAGCAUCUAAAGAGUCACAGCAUCCAGCCCCACUGGAUGUUUGCCCUUGACAACUUACUGAGGGGAGCAGUGCAGGAGGCCAUUAUGAUCCUUUCUCCAGAUCUGGGAGCAAACAUCGCCGGAUCCAAGGAGGAAGAGAUUGAGACGUCAGGAGUUCCGUCCACAAACUCAGGAAAGUCAGCCUUGUUGUAUCGUAGUUCAGCCGUCUCAGAGCUACAGAACCAGCUGGAGAGUAUACAGGAAGAAAACAUGCAGUUGCUUCAGCAACUGGUGGAUGUAAACAGGAUGUAUGGUGAUGUUUUACGUAAAACAAUAGAGGAGAAGAAGACACAUCUAGAGAACAUGCAGGCUUUAUCUUCAAUCAACAAUGUAACGGAGGCUGCAGCACUCAGCAAUGCUAGAGUCCCGGCCAUCCAUGAGCCCCCGGACGAAGCCCUCGUUCUCUGGCUCAGAAACAGGAAGUUUGACGAAGAUCUCAUUGAGACGAUCACACAGGAGCAGUUUGUUUUGUCGGAUCUGCUGGAGAUAGUUCGGUACGAGGACCUACAACGGCUCGGCCUCCGAGGUGGCGUCCUGUGUCGAUUGUGGCGGGUCAUACAGAGCCACAGGAAGGAGCACGGCCUGGAGAAAAUGUUCCAGGAGAGGUAACAGAGGUCAAGGGUCAAGGCCAGGUUACCAAGUGACCUUGUGUUUGUCACCAAGUCUGCGUUAUCAUGGUUGUCAUACAGUUUUCUUCAUGGAUUCAGGGACAGUCAUACUGUGUCACAAGACUGUCACAUGACCGGGGACAGUCAAAUGAUGUCACAUGACAUUGGACAGUCAAACGAUGUCACAGGUCAGACAGUGUAUGCAGCUAAACGUACUUAGAAACAGCAAGGACUGUGUAUGUGGGAGAAAAUAAUCUGUCACAUGACCUGUCUCCUUCCUAGUCACAUGGUUUAAGACUGUUCCUGUGAUUGGUUUAUACAGUCGGGAGAUGGGAUUGAAGGAAGUUACGAGUAUUUUUAAUUUAUACCAAAUUUUACAUUGACUGACUAUUGUUUUGUGGAAGUUUUGUGUAACUUGACUAUUAUUUUCCUCUUUUAAGUGUUUUUAUGUCUGUGAUGUCAAAGUGCUGUGAAUCAUGAAGGGUUGGGGGGAGGGGGCUAGUCUCAUAUGUCAUUGCCAACAAGUAAAUGCACAUUGUUAAUUAGUGUGUUAAUUUUUCUGCAUGUGUCUUAGAGACAGUUAUGUUGGUUCAUUGGUAAGUUAACAUUGGGUAAGUUUACAUUAGGUAUGUUUCCUUUGGGUGUGUUUAUUAGUUGAUGCUGUCCAUGUGGUGCUACUUCAGUAUUCAACUUUUGCUGUACCUUAUGGUUGUGUAUUCCCACUCAUCGUCAAAAAUAUCAGCUUUCUGUGAGGCAUUAACUUUAUUGAUGAACAAAACACUGUGAUGAUAUCGACCAUCCAUUGAUUUGAGGAUAUUUGGAUGAGAUGGUAGCAAACAAGAUGUGAACAAUCAGACUCUGUUUACACCCAGACUUGUAGUUUGCAACUACCCUCUGUAUCACACUUUUUUUCUUGGAAAAAUUUAUUCAACUUUUUGAUAGCACAAUAUUUUGAACAAAGUCUCUUACACAUGUACGUGUAGCUUACCUGUUAAAUUCUAUAGUUACAAGACAUGAUGCAAAAUGAUUUUUUUAUCUUGUAUUUCAAUUAGAAGAGUUUAUCAGAAGUUACAUGUACUAAGUGUUUAAUAAGUGAUCUUUAAUUUGUUUUUUAACAAUUUAGUUUGUUUAAGGAGGCCAGGUGUCAACAAAUUAACCACAGAUUUACCCUCAAUUUUUAGAAAUGAUGUUUUAAGUUUAAAACUUUCAUUUGGUAAAGAAAAUUUAUAUUUUUUAGCUUUAAAAUUUGAAUGUUUUCCUACAUCUCCAUAUAUAGCUCUCCUUGUUAAGGAGAUCAAUAUAGUCUAAAAAUGGCCAUCAAGCCCACUUAAUGCAAAACAGGCUGUAUACUUGUGUAUGUCUUGCUGUUCUCAGACCUAUCUGAAAAUAUUAAUGUUAUCUGAGAAUUUUAAUUUGAAAGAAUUUAUCAUCAAUUGAAUUUAUUUCAUAUUGUUCCUCAAUCUAUUUUAUAUUGAAUUGGACUUUUAUUGUUCAUUGUUUUAUCAUGAAUUUACCCAUUAUAUUGCCUCUGAAUUUUUUUAAGUCUUUAAGGUGAUUUCUUUAUACUAGAGGUUUUACAUCUGUUUUUAGGUUUAUAUCGAGUAUGAAUGGAAUAAGAUUAUUCUCCAUUUUAAUUCAUUUUAACUUUGACAUUGUUUUUAGACCUUCAGAGAUAUUUGUCCAAUAUCAUAUCCUGAAAAUUUUCACCUUCCAUUUUUACAAAUUACUGUUAUUACCAAUACUUUUUUAAUUUUUUAACCUUUAGUUUAUCGGUACGAAACUUGUUGUUAUGGGUUUUGGCAACAUGGUCGACUUUCUGUUUAUAAUCCAUGCACAUGCACAUACCAGACAACAUCACCUCAACCCACUCCCAACAGGGUGCAUUCGUUUGGUCGAUUUGAGAGCUGCAAGAGUAAUCCUACAUGUAAUUUGCUCGUUUGCAGUAUGGAGAUCUCCGGUAGAUCUGCUUUUUCUACUUUUCAAAUAGCAGGUAGACUCUGGAGAUAUCCUUGACCAGUUCUGGAGGAAGCAAACGAAUACACCCAAAGUCAUGCUUAAAUCGCCCGGUGAUUGAUUAUUAGAUUAGAAAAAAUUAAAAGUUUAUCUUGAUUCCCAGUAAGCAUUCAGUAUUGUUUGUGUGUUAGAAUUGCAGUUGUUUGCUUUUAUUUUAUCAUGUUGUUACAUAUGCCUGGUUUAUUCUUAGCUUUACUGUUGAUGUAUUCCCCAUUCACAAAGGUCUAGCUCUAUACCAAAUGUGUGAGUCUUGAUGAGAUUGAGAUGAAGUCUCGGUGAGAUUGAGAUGAAUGACGCAAACGUUGUAUGUGUGGCAAGGGAUUGGAAUGAAAAGUCGAGUCUAAACAAAAGUCCAUCUUCUCUUAUUAGAGAUAAAUGUCAUUUCAUAAAGUUUAUAUUCUUUCAUUUAAUAUCCUACCUAUGUCUUGAUGAUACAGAAAGUUUAUCUCUUAAUUAUUAAAAGUGAAUCGUUUUUUUUUUAAACAAAAGUUUAUUACCUUUGAAUCUGAUUGAAUUGUUACAAAAUGUUAUCUCUGUGUUAAGAUUAUGAAAUGUUAUAAAUGUUAUAUAUUCUCUGAUUGUUACAUUCUCUGCAUAAAUAAUGAAAAGUUACAAGUGUUUAUACAUCUCUGUAUAUUGUCACUGAAUAAAAUGUUCACCAAGUGUGUUGCAUCCCAACCAGGAAUAAAUACAAAUAAAUACAAAUUCUUGUGAA